GAGAGAGAGAGAGGGAGGGAACAAGAGAGAUGGAGGGGGGAGAGAGCAGUUGUCAUCCAUUGUUGAGAGGAAGGAGGGAAAGCAAAUUCAGCCAUGUUUUCUCUUCAGCUCAAAUCCAAUCAUUUGCUGCUAUAUGUGAAGCUCUUUUACCUCCUCUCUCACCGGAGGACAUCCCAGAUGCGCACCACCCCCUUCAUUCCUCUUCCUCCUACUACACAGCUUCUGCCUCUCAGCCUCCCAGAUGAGGUAGCAGAAUUGAUGGUGAAGAGGACUCUACCAGAAGCGGUGGGUGGAGUGAGGGUAUUUCUGAAGAUGCUGUCAUUGAGAUUGGGAACAUUUUUGCUGUGUGGGAAAUGUUGCUUCGACUGGAAAUGGCCAUUCAUUCACAAAUUCUCUGAAAUGUCAUUUGUACAAAAGAGAACAAGUCCUCAAGGAAUGGUCGAGGCAAAAGCUUGUCAUCACAAUCAGAUUGGUGUUCAUGGUGGUCAAGAUGCUCUGCUUCUACACCUUCUUCUCCAGGGUAGUGCUGCAUUACAUCUAAUUAUUUAUAACUGCAGUAAGAAUUUACUUAUACCAGAUAUUUGAAAUUAAUAGAAACGCUCUAUGAGUAUGUCAACCAUCAAUUAUUUUUUGUUAUUCUGUGAAAAAUCUUCUUAAAUAAGAACUAAAAUAACAAAAAUAUCCUCAAUUUAAUAAACAAUGGGCCAAAAUGAUUUUACAAAAACUAAGGGUAAUUUUUUCGUUUUAUCCUUUAACGGAUAUUUUUCAUGAAAUGACCAAAAUGAUUGAGAGUGGACAAACUCAGAUACCAAUUCUAUCGAUUUUAAAUUUCAAGGAUUCAUGUAAGGAAUUAUACGAAUUUCUAUACUA
This is a messenger RNA of Pyrus x bretschneideri (Chinese white pear), 870 nucleotides long. RefSeq lists its product as uncharacterized. The coding region runs from base 94 to 585 and encodes 163 amino acids. The transcript is spliced from 2 exons. The record is from RefSeq and is a predicted model, not a curated record. NCBI's taxonomy places the organism in Eukaryota, Viridiplantae, Streptophyta, Magnoliopsida, Rosales, Rosaceae.